Molecule: messenger RNA, 2458 nt
Organism: Lynx canadensis (Canada lynx)
Lineage: Eukaryota; Metazoa; Chordata; Mammalia; Carnivora; Felidae
Gene: TARS2
Product: threonyl-tRNA synthetase 2, mitochondrial
Exons: 18
Coding region: 63-2240 (725 amino acids)
Biological process (GO): threonyl-tRNA aminoacylation
Cellular component (GO): cytoplasm; mitochondrion
Molecular function (GO): threonine-tRNA ligase activity; ATP binding
Source: RefSeq, a predicted model, not a curated record
GAAAUCCGGUGAAGGAGUCGAGGAUAAUUUGUUUAAGGAUGUAGGUACGGGUUUGAAGGAACAUGGGCCUGUGUCAGAGGUGGCGGCGGCUCCGGCUGCCGGGCUUGCAAACCUGCCGGCUACACACGGCAGCUGUGCCAGCCCCUCCACAGUGGUUGGCAGAGCGGCUCGGCCUUUUUGAGGAGCUAUGGACUGCUCAAGUAAAGAAGUUAGCAAGCGUGGCACAGAAGGAGCACCGGACUAUUAAGAUAUCACUUCCUGGAGGCCAGAGGGUGGAUGCUGUGGCAUGGAGCACAACCCCUUACCAGCUAGCCCAGCAGAUCAGUUCAACAUUGGCAGAUACUGCAGUGGCUGCUCAAGUGAAUGGAGAACUUUAUGAUCUGGAACGGCCUUUGGAGACAGAUUCUGACCUCAGAUUUCUGACAUUCAGUUCUGCAGAGGGCAAAGCAGUGUUCUGGCACUCCAGCACCCAUGUCCUGGGAGCAGCAGCUGAACAGCUCCUUGGUGCUGUCCUCUGCCGAGGUCCAAGUACAGAAUGUGGCUUCUACCAUGAUUUCUUCCUGGGAAAGGAACGGACAGUCCGGGGCUCAGAGCUGCCUGCUUUGGAGCGGAUUUGCCAGGAACUUACAGCUGCUGCUCAACCCUUCCGGAGGCUAGAGGCUUCCCAGGAUCAGCUUCGCCAGCUCUUCAAGGAUAACCCCUUUAAGCUUCGCCUGAUUGAGGAGAAAGUGACAGGUCCAACAGCAAUAGUAUAUGGGUGUGGCAUGCUGGUAGACCUCUGCCGGGGCCCCCACCUUCGGCAUACUGGACAAAUUGGAGGACUGAAGCUGCUGACGAACUCGUCAUCCCUGUGGAGGUCUUCAGGUGCCCCAGAGCCACUGCAGCGAGUGUCAGGGAUCUCCUUCCCCACAAUGGAGGAGUUGAGAGCCUGGGAAGAAGGGAGGGAGGAAGCGGAGUUACGGGACCACCGGCGCAUUGGGAAGGCACAGGAGCUCUUCUUCUUCCAUGAACUGAGCCCCGGGAGCUGUUUCUUCCUGCCUCGAGGGACGAGGGUGUAUAAUGCACUGGUGGCUUUCAUCAGGGCCGAGUACACCCGCCGUGGUUUUUCUGAGGUGAAAACCCCCAUACUGUUUUCUACGAAGCUCUGGGAGGUGUCAGGACACUGGGAGCAUUAUCAGGAGGAUAUGUUUGCCCUGCAGCCCCCAGACUCUGACAGGCUCUCCAGCUCCCUGAGUGACCACGCUUCUAGCCAUCCUGCAGACACACUCGCCCUGAAGCCCAUGAACUGCCCUGCACACUGCCUGAUGUUCGCUCACCGGCCCAGAUCCUGGCGAGAGCUGCCCCUGCGCCUGGCGGACUUCGGGGCCCUGCACCGGGCCGAGGCCUCUGGCAGUCUGGGGGGACUGACCCGGCUGCGGUGCUUCCAGCAGGAUGACGCUCACAUCUUCUGUGCACCGGAUCAGCUUGAAACAGAGAUACAAGGCUGUCUUGAUUUCCUCCGCUCUGUCUACACUGUCCUUGGCUUCUCCUUCCGCCUGGCUCUAUCUACCCGGCCAUCUAGCUUCCUGGGCGAGCCUUGCCUUUGGGACCAGGCUGAGCAGGUCCUUCAACGGGCCCUGGAAGAAUUUGGAGAACCCUGGGAACUCAACCCUGGAGAUGGUGCCUUCUAUGGGCCUAAAGCCUCCGUCUCUCUCCUCCAGAUUGACGUGCACCUCCGCGAUGCCCUGGGCCGGCCCCAUCAGUGUGGGACAAUCCAACUUGACUUCCAGCUGCCCCUGAGAUUUGACCUCCAGUACAAGGGGCAGGCGGGGGCCCCAGAGCGUCCAGUCGUCAUUCACCGAGCAGUGCUAGGUUCUGUGGAAAGGAUGUUGGGAGUGCUAGCGGAAAGCUGUGGCGGAAAAUGGCCACUGUGGCUGUCCCCGUUCCAGGUGGUGGUCAUCCCUGUGGGAACUGAGCAAGAGGAAUAUGCCAGGGAGGCGCAGCGGAGGCUGCAGGCUGCAGGGCUGGUCUGCGACCUGGAUGCCGACUCGGGGCUGACGCUCAGCCGGAGAGUCCGCCGGGCUCAGCUCGCCCACUACAAUUUUCAGUUUGUGGUUGGCCAGAAAGAGCAGAGUAAGAGAACAGUGAACAUUCGGACUCGAGACAACUGCCAGCUUGGAGAGCGGGACUUGACUGAGGCCGUGCAGCGGCUGCUGGAGCUCCAGAACACCAGGGUCCCAAACGCUGAGCGAGUGUUCUGAGCUUUCAUAUACAGUUGCGGCAGAGACUCGCGGGAGCUGCCAGCCUCCCUUCAGGUGGAAGAGCCCGAACUGACCGCCAGAAUCCGGAGGCCCCCAGGCCACUCAGAACAAGUGUGGAGGCAUGAGCUUGCUCUCCUGGAAAGAGACUUGAUCUGGGGGAAGCUGUAGCUGUUUGGAUGUGAGAGGAGUGAAGCAAUAAAGAAUAAACUUGAAGCUUC